Molecule: messenger RNA, 462 nt
Organism: Pyricularia pennisetigena
Lineage: Eukaryota; Fungi; Ascomycota; Sordariomycetes; Magnaporthales; Pyriculariaceae
Exons: 1
Coding region: 1-462 (153 amino acids)
Source: RefSeq, a predicted model, not a curated record
AUGCAGUUCGCCAGCACCAUCAUCUCCCUCCUGGCCACCGCCGCCACCGUCCUCGCCGCACCCGUCGAGGUCGCCGCCGCCACACCUCUCGAGGCCCGCGCCUGCCGCACCGUGGCCGCCUCGCCCUCGGGCGUAUCGGUGUCCAAGAACGCCCCGCAGUGGGUGAGCUUCGGGGUCCCGGCCAACGCCGUCGGCGCCUGUGAGCUCAAGGCCGUGUUCCCGGCCGGCUUCCCCAUCGCCGGCACCAGGCCCCAGGUCAACGUCAUCGAUGUCAACGGUCCCGCCCCGGGCGCCAUCGUCGGCACCGUCACCUUCACCCCGGGCACCAGCACCACCGUCAACUCCUUCGCCUGCCGCCAGGACAUGCAGUACAGGCUCGAGAUCGCGAGCUGGCAGGCCCAGGGCUCCGUCUCGUACCCGGCCCAGCCCGGCACUGGUCUGAUUAUCAACUAUGGCUGCUAG